Hyaloscypha bicolor E is the source of this 900-nucleotide messenger RNA. RefSeq lists its product as uncharacterized. Bases 45 to 518 code for a protein of 157 amino acids. Gene Ontology annotation, biological process: spliceosomal complex assembly; regulation of mRNA processing. The record is from RefSeq and is a predicted model, not a curated record. The transcript is spliced from 3 exons. Lineage: Eukaryota; Fungi; Ascomycota; Leotiomycetes; Helotiales; Hyaloscyphaceae.
UUUGAAUCACUCUCUCCCUCUCACAGUUCGCUUCGCAUUUACCGAUGUCGUCGCCUCAACACGAAAAUUAUGAAGCUGAGCCUUGCUUCAUUCUCGCCAGCCUCGGCGACACCGAAGACCUUGAGAGAUACGAAGUAGGGGGCUUCCAUCCCGUUCAUCUGGGCGACGUCUACGACGGACGCUAUCGGGUUGUGCACAAGCUCAGCGCUGGCGGCUUCUCUACUGUCUGGCUAACUCGGGACAACAGAGAGCAUAGUUGGGUAGCACUGAAAAUUAUUGCCGCUGGUACCUCGAAGUGUAUUCUUGCGAAACGCGAGUUGAGCCGCUAUACUGCCUCACAGUAUACAAGUGAUACUGUAUCCCUCUUUCUCGUCAAACAUCGGAAUUUUACCCUUGAUGGGCUAAACGGUCGCCAUCUAUACCUCGUUAUCCCCAUCUUAGGCCCACCCAUGUCUCGACUAUCGGAUGGCCUUUUAUCUAGGAUCAGACCAUGGCUAUCUCGUAGAACUAGCUACUAAGCUACAAGGGCCCUACCUGAUCUGUAUGCGCAAGGUCUGUGCCACGGAGACGUUAUAACGGCUAAUAUCCUCCUCGGUCUACCGGGUAUCGAUCGUUAUACCGAGAGCGAUAUUUACCGCCUGUUUGGUAAACCUGAGAUUAAAUCGCUCAAAACCGAGUUUGGAGAGAUGAUAGGUCCAGGUGCCCCUCGUAAUAUCGUAAAGGCGCUCGAUUUUCUCUCUUCUCAAAAGAAUUUAGUCAAUAAAGAUAUCAGACUAGCCGACUUUAACCAGUCCUUCCCGGCUUUAUUACCUCCAGAAAAUAUACUAGGUACCCCAGUUGAAUUUUUGGCACCGGAGGUGGCGGUAGGCUUACAAGCUAGUCCUGGAAGCGAUAUUCGGG